Messenger RNA from Rotaria sp. Silwood2, 222 nucleotides. The record is from the annotation of a GenBank genome assembly. Lineage: Eukaryota; Metazoa; Rotifera; Eurotatoria; Philodinida; Philodinidae.
AUGUCUGAAACCGGUUCAUUUUCACAAUCCGUCCGUACAAUUAGUGUUGGUUCCGAAACUUCUUCUACGAAUGAAAUAUUAUCAGUGUCCACAUCACCUCCAUCAUCAUCAUUCUUUGCUAGUUGGGGAGUCCAAUAUAAAACAAUUCGUGACCCUAAAUCGAAAGGUAUUUGGGAUGGAUAUGAAACGCAAGAAGAUUUUAUGGCGAUGCAUAUUCGUUAA